AUGUCUAUUGUUUGGGCAAAAGUUUCCCUUCAUAAUGAUUUUGUAUUAAUUCAAACUACGCUUAAUAAUAAUCAUAACGAUGAUGAGACUUUUAACAAACAAUUAAGUUUAUACUCCCAACAACAACAGAAUCAAGUUUCGACACCCCCUACAUCCCCAUUCUUAUAUGUACAAUCUCCCUUAUCUUGUGAGACUUCAUUUUCCCCUUGUUCCUCAACUUCCUUAUCUCCAAUCCAUACUCCAACUGCGACAAACCAUUCAUUUCAAUUUACCACAAAUUCUUCUUUACCUUCUAGUCCGAUAUUUCCAACGGAAGAUACUCCAGAUGAAUGCUAUGAAAGCGUAAAUGGAAAUGAUCAUGAUUUGUCAUUGACUAUAAUGGAACAGUAUCAAUAUAAUAACGAAUCAUUGACAUUUUGUCAUGAACGAUCAAAUAAUUUUAAUACACAGCCAACGUUUAACAAUUCGAAUCAGGAACAAAUAUAUUCAAACGACGAAUUAUUCGAAUCGUCUUAUGAACGAUAUAACAAUGAUAAUGAUAAUAAAGUAUCAAAUGUUAACCCAUACAUUCAAAGUAGUAGUAAUCAUAAUAUUUAUUAUCAUGAAUCAACGCAACAGUUACAAUCUCAGUCGUAUAUAUUAAAUGCACGAUGGCAACAAAACCAAUAUCACGCUAGUGGACAAUUAAAGGUCUCAUCAAUAGAAUGUCAACUACAACAUUUAAAACAUAAGGAUCCGUGUGAAGAGAGAUAUGUAAUGGAUCCCGGAUUUGUAAAUUCGGAUCUCAAUGUGAUGAAUUGGACUUUUAUUAAACCUAAUUUUCCUUUAAUAUUUGAUCAAAUGUAUGAUAAAGCCGACGGUUGCUUCUUUUUAGAAGGCAUACCCUCCGAAUUUAUUUUUGACUUUCGUCAGCAUUCUGAUUUAUUAAUUGAAGGUAAUUUUGUUAAUGAAGAUUUCGGUUAG
This is a messenger RNA of Funneliformis mosseae, 963 nucleotides long. NCBI's taxonomy places the organism in Eukaryota, Fungi, Glomeromycota, Glomeromycetes, Glomerales, Glomeraceae. The record is from the annotation of a GenBank genome assembly.